Aethina tumida (small hive beetle) is the source of this 1054-nucleotide messenger RNA. RefSeq names its product cyclin-dependent kinase 20-like. NCBI's taxonomy places the organism in Eukaryota, Metazoa, Arthropoda, Insecta, Coleoptera, Nitidulidae. Gene Ontology annotation, cellular component: nucleus. The transcript has 5 exons. Gene Ontology annotation, biological process: protein phosphorylation. Gene Ontology annotation, molecular function: ATP binding; cyclin-dependent protein serine/threonine kinase activity. The coding region runs from base 57 to 1016 and encodes 319 amino acids. The record is from RefSeq and is a predicted model, not a curated record.
CGUUGUCCCUCCUAUUGUUAAAUUUGCGAUGAAUAUUGUUUCACUAAAUCUUGGAAAUGAAUAAUUAUAAAUUGUUAGGUAGAGUUGGGGAAGGAGCGCAUGGAUUUGUGUAUAAGGGCCUUGACAAAAGGACAAACGCAACAGUGGCGUUGAAGAAAAUAUCAAUAUUUUCUGACCUAGGCCUGCCGAAGAACACCAUGAGAGAGAUUUGCGCACUGAAGGCACUUAAAUCUAAAUAUAUUGUAAAAUUAUUGGAAGUAUUAGCGAUGGGGACCUCUGUGAUUUUAGUGAUGGAAUACCACCCGUGCAGUUUGGGAGACAUUUUGAAAAGCGGUAUGAAAUUAAAUGUGGGACAAAUUAAAUCCUACAUGAAAAUGUUGUUGUGUGGAAUAUCAUAUAUGCAUGACCACAAAGUAAUGCAUAGAGAUAUCAAACCAUUUAAUCUUUUGAUUAGUGAAGAGGGUAUGUUAAGAAUUGCCGAUUUUGGUCUAGCCAGAAUUUAUAAGAAGGACCCGAAAAGGCAGUACUCCCACCAAGUAGCUACAAGGUGGUACAGGGCCCCUGAAUUAUUGUACGGUUCUAGAAUUUAUAACCCUUCAGUAGAUAUGUGGGCUGCUGGAUGUAUUUUAGGCGAAAUGAUUAAUAAAAAGCCAAUUUUUCCAGGAGAGACGGAUAUUGAACAAUUGGCUAUAGUUCUAGGUAUUCUGGGAACUCCGAAUGAAAAAACGUGGCCCGGUUUAACAAAACUUCCCGAUUACAAUAAAAUUGCUUUUUAUCCAAGUAAUGGUAAAGAUUGGAAUAAAAUCAUACCUACAGCUGACGACGUCACUUUGGAUUUAAUUGGAAAAAUUUUAAUUUACGAUGGUAACAAAAGACUUACAGCCAAUGAGGCUUUGCAACAUGAUUUCUUUUUUAAAAGUCCUUACCCAAGUAAUCUACAAGAUAUGCCAAAAGUAGAGAAUUUAAAGAAUUUAGCCGCGUGGAAUUUUGAAUCUUUUGAAAAUUUAUUUAAUUAAUAGAAGGGUUAAUAAAAAUUAUAUGAAGUAAUAUAAAA